AUUCGAAAUCGUAGCUGAAAGAGUCGACAGCACAAGCACAACCGCAGACCCUGGCAGCGCUUCGUCAUUCACUGAAGGAACAAAUGAAGGCGAAAUGGAUCAUGACCAGGAAGAUCAUGACGGGGAAGGCAAGGCUUCGGGAGAUGAUCAACAGCGAGCCGCGCCUCUUGGUAGUGCCUCCUUCGUACCUCCCAGAGGAGCAGCAGCAGCAGCAGCAGACACAGGAGCAAGAACAGCUUCCUCAUCCAAGAAUGAAAAUAAGACUGUUCUUGUUCUCAUGCGCAAGACGGGUGAGAGCAUUUUGAAAACUGCAUCGAAGAACCAGCCACACGACGAUCGGGUGUUAUCAGACGCAGGAAUCAAGCCUCUGGAUCUGACCUUUUUCCUGAAGUAUGCUUCUCUUCUCCGAGAAGACACUUCUACAAAAUGGUCAAUUGACCGCUCGCAUCCCAGUUGUCAUACUCCACGUCGCAACCCUGACGUAGAGGAGGGCAUGAGAGCGUUUCAGAGGUUGCUUAAAUGGGUGCAAGGCGUGCACAGGCAGAUUGGCGGACUGAUCGCGUACUCUCUGGGUUCGAAAGGCUCCUCCUCCAUGGAGGCACUGAUUGAAGAUCCUCAGGCAUCUGCCAAUACAACUUAUGAUCAUUAUACAUAUACUCGUAGAUUUUUCAUCAUGGUGUUCUUCCAGGUGGUUGUAAGGUCUGUAGUUUGUUUUCUUGCUUUAUAAUUUAGGCAUCUACAACUAAGUCUCAUUCUUACGUAAAGGUAGAGAAACAAAUAACGUUUGUUCUGCCUCUCUAUCGAAUCUUGGAGAAAGACCGAACUACUAACUCUAACGUGGGUACUUGGAAGCUAACACCAUGUCGCCGCUAUUUAAUAACGCCAUCUCUAAUAUACGAAUUCGAGAACGCGAGGAAAGCAUCGGAAACCAAUGACGUGGCCCCAAUUUCAGGCUACCAUCGCGGAAGCGAUGAAAGCAAACUGGCUGGAAGAUUGUGGCCUUAUGCCGUUGCUGGUCGAGGAGGAUAAUAAGAUGCUGGAACCUUCCUACGGCCGGUUGCACAAAGUUGUCCUAUCACGUAAAUAACGAAGUUGCUAUACAUCAGAAGGCAGAUCUAAGCGGGGGGGAUCAUAGAAGCUCGCACUAUGUCAGUGUCAUCAAAGAAGCCUCUAAAUUUCGUCCGAUGCAAGUGCAGGAACAACAAAGAUGGGCGAUCAUGUUGAGGAAGACGGUGACGGAAGUGAAAACCUCUUAGUGGUUCAGGCAGCUGGGCAAGCCGCUAAACUGCUGCAGAUGGAGAAACGGCAUCUGCGCAUGUUGAAGAAAGCCUUGUUUGACUCGAGUAUAUUGAAUGUGGAUGCGGCCGCUGGUCCUUCUUCUUCUUCGACGAGUCCUCGCGUGGAACAGAACAACAUGUUGAUGAUGCAAAAACCCCUCGGAGAUGCUAAAUCCGCCUUCGCUUAUUCUCUUUUACUGCAUAUUGAGAAAACCUGUGAAGCUUGGGCUCUGUCCGUUGACUAUUUGGAGGCGUUGCUGCGUUCUCGCUUGCGGGAUGCUAUCGGCAGACAUCUAGAAGCCAAGGACUUUUCGGAUUACAUGAAAUUUCAUCUGACAACAGGGAGACUUUUUCUUAAGGCUCAAGAUGAUGAUCAUUUCCUUUGCCAGCGGUCAUUUUUAAAAUCGGUUUCUUUCCUGGAUUUCAGAUUCCGAAGAAAUGAACCCAAGAAAUGAAGCUUGAUAUAUUUUAGAUUCACAUUAAAUCCGCUACUGUCUAAAAAAGAACUACGCAUUAUUUUUGGUCUAAUUCUCGCAACAAGGAGCACGAGCCGCGUGGUUUCAGCUACGUCCAGCGUCGCACUCCACGUCACUCACCAGAAGCUGCGUUGGAACUGAAGAUGAUGACCAGCGAUGGAAGCGUAGAUGCUGGUGGAAGGUCCUCGUUUGGGUUAUUCCAACCUGGAGGUCGAGGCGGAGCAGGAGGAUAUACUGGAAGUAGUAACAUCACUCCGGUCUAUACCAUGACAAGCAGCUUAGUUGCAUCAAACGCGAUCCGUACCGAGUCACGUCUUCAGAUGAAUCAAGAAGAGCUCACCUCGGAGAUGAGUUUCUUGGUCGGUGCCAGUACGGAAAUCAAGUUUUUUGGAGAUCGUUAUCUACAUUUUUGGCUUGUCCACGAUUUCGGAUGGAAUAGAGCUGGGGACAACCAGUCCUCUUCUAAAACAUCUAGAUCCGACGACCUUGUGCAUCACAGUUCCCCCCAGUACGCUUUGUCUAUUCGCGCCAGGCAGUUUUCGCACGUCAUUGUUCUUCUUGGGCGUAUCAAAUCCGCGACCGAGUUCGAGCCGACGCAUGCUGCCUUGUAUGGAUGACGGUUUUUCCAUCCUUACGACCAUCCUGGGACUCAUUUCAAAAAGGAAAAAUACUGCCAGGGUGGUCUGCGUAAGUAAAUGGAAAAAACAUAAACGACACUCAUACCCUGGCGCAAAACAAAGCGGAACUGGAGAUCCCUCUGAAACUGGCGAUGAUCCCCACUGCGACCGACUUUCGUGACGCAAUUGAGAGUCUGUCCGAGCAGCAACAAAACUUCGCGAAAGCUUUUCGACAAAUGCAAUUGCAGAGCACGCUAUUCGGUGUGCUCACGAUCCAAGUCAAGCCACAACUGGAGCAGUGUCUGAAUUUAAGACUCGACUGUCAGUACCAGUGUCAGCUUAUCACUUCUACUUACAUCUAUCAGUAUCAGCUUAUGCAGUAGGGCGGUAUGAAUAUCUUGAAGUAGAUGGAUGGCCUGUCAGGAGUAUCAGUGCAGGCAUAUUUGGCUCGAUGUUGAUUACGUGGAUCAUCAGAACUAGUAGACCUACAUCUUGUUCUACUUCUAGGAUUAUCAUUACCAGCCGGUCGUGAGCUGCUGCAGCUGCGGUCGUACAUAUUGAACUUCCAGAAUCUCGUCUCAUCUCUUCUAAGUCCCACUAUCGCUACUAUCUUUGAUGCUGAGCGAGUUGCUCACUGAAUUUAGAUUGUAAUCACAUUGAUAAUGAUACUCAACAUAUGUAAGCUUCUCAUCCCACCACCACUCACCGUCAGUCUUGGUCUUAACCAAGAACGCCAGUAACGGAAAACCGUUCUUGUUUCGUGUCGGCUUCAGUGAGGACAAGAGAUUACGCAUAGAAACUCACAUCUCUAACGACCCUCCCAGCGGACAGCCUGACCAAAGAGAUCCGACUGACGCAGAGCUUGAUGCAGCUUUUUGUGAAGUACCAUAUUAUGUUCAGCUUUGGAUAAUAUCCAUCCUUCUCAGCAUUUUGGUGCAGCCCUUUUCCUUUGUAUUUGUUCCUGGGAAACAAGGAGGCCGGCGAAAUGAUGAGGGGACCGAGAUGAAUCAAGAAAACCGAGUCUAAGGAUAUCCCAACCGACUUGCUGACUUCAUCUGGACAAAAAUUGGAAGACUCGGCAGAGGAUGAGGAAGAGGACAGCCAUGGCGUGCUUCUUGUUGAAGAUGAUGAGACUGGAGCAGGAGACCUUCGUAAGCGAAGAGACGACUGCUCGAAGUCCUCUGCUCUUGGACGUGACCGAAAGCUGAUAGCAGAAGUAAAAAAGAAUGUCCAGAAUGUGCUGGAUGUUAUCAAGAAAGGCCAAUUAGACGAAGUAGAGGAGGAGGAGCUGAGGCAACGACCGCAGUCAACAUUCUCAUUCGGCGGGUCCAACCUGGCGAGAGUUAAGUCUUUUAUUCAAGUAUGUAAAGGGAACAUUGCCGGCGAGUAGAUUCGCAUCAUCAUGCAAAAGGGACACUGCAUCUUAGUAGUUCUAGUUUUAUUAAAAAGAAGAGCAAUAACAACGCGUAAACUAUUUCUACGUGAUAAAGAUACAAGGUCGCUGAAUGGCCUCAAUACCGUUAAACGGGAAACAAAAACACCAAGGCCCUCCCUCUAAAAGUAGUACUACAGCACAGCCAGGUCGUGGAGCGCACUCCGAUGAAAGUGAUGACAGUAUGCUUACUGGUUGCGGACCUGGAUCUGGAUGUGGUGGCGGACAACUUUUUUCUGCAACUACUAGAUUAGCAUCAACUCGGGCCCCUAAAACUCGAAAGCGUGGAGGUGGUGGCGGGCAACUUUUGUCUGCAACUACUGGAUUAACAUCAACUGCAGCAGCAGAGGCUACCAGUACCACUGGAAGUCGUUCUAGAAGUCCUCGCGCUUGGAAAUCAGUUGCAGCUGCUCCAGCAGAGCCGUCUGCUGUGGUUGCGGUCAGCACUGCUCCGGAUGCGUCAGCUGUGAUCUCCACUACGAAUGCUGUAGCUCAAACUACAGCAGCCGCUAGUGGUGUACUCGGUUCUAGUGAGACGCAGAAACUAGUACAAGACCAGACGACGGAGCAGAUGAAAAAACGGUUUGAGCAGCUCGAUCUUGAAAGUGAGGGCUUAGCAUCUACUUCAGCGCAACAGCAAGCCUCGAAAUCUUCAGGCAUCGCAAGUUCUUCUAGCACAACAGCAAAGAAGGAGGAACAAGAAAUAUUGGCCAGUCUCCAGAUCCAGAAGAAUAAGCAGCGAGUGCAUUCGGACUACACGCUGUUGCCAAGCCAGUUGGAGAAGAAUUUAGAUGCUGUUCUUGCAGGAGGUGGAUCAGGUUCAGGAUCUAAGAAAGGUUCACUACGUGAACAACUAGGAGGUGUUGUGCGUCCUACGAUCAUUUCAGCGGGAAAUAAGUGGCGCAAGACCGCUCCGAAGAGCUUUUUCCUGAAUCAGACGCCUCAGACGGACACUUUAGAAGAAGGCACCAAAGGAAUGGAGGACGAAAAAGCGCGCGCGUUCGAUCUAUUAGACGCUUUGACGAAGAGUGGCGCGCUUCCCAUUACCAACUGCGAACUGCAUGUCAUUGUCGCUGCAACGCACUGCUUCGACAAAAGUCGCGUUGAUACGCUGAUCCAGGACAACAUUAACCCGAUAGAAAAAGUGGAGGCUUCAACGCUGGCGAUGGCAGAAGUACUGCAUAACAUGAAGGCUGCGGAUUUGAGAGUCAGCACGUGAGUCUUCUAAGUUAUUGAGCUGCAGGCGCUCCGCGUCAUAUCAGACGGCUCUAAAGAAGGCUAAUUUGCUUCCCUUCUGGAGGAGACGGACAUAUUGAAACAACAUCGAAGGACUUUUGGAAGACAUGUUGGAGAAGUGAAGUGGAGACAUGUUGGAGAACGAGAAAGGAGUAUAGUUGACUACAACCCUCCUACAUGUCGAUGUCUACCAGGAUCUUUGUGGAGUUUUCGGAGAACAGGCAUCUAUGCGAGAUAACGAAUUUUGAAGAAAGACCAUGGCUCUAUAUCUUUUUCCAAAUCUUCUAAAAUCAUUCUCAGGCGAAGACUCGUUUUGUCAAGCAUUGCCAUUCGCUUCCCACAGCUUGCUGCUCUGUUCUACACAGCUUGCGCAUCGAUCACGUAUGCAGAUGAAUACAAAAAGGGCCGCCCGGGCUGACUAGAACAUGAAAAGCCUACACCUAGUUAGACCAUGGGUGGAUGGUGCCUGCGUGGUC
This is a messenger RNA of Amoebophrya sp. A25, 5514 nucleotides long. The record is from the annotation of a GenBank genome assembly. NCBI's taxonomy places the organism in Eukaryota, Dinophyceae, Syndiniales, Amoebophryaceae.